AUAACUAAUAAUCCAUGACUAAAACCAGAAUUUGAGUAGAUCUGGCGACCACAACAGCGAUGGCGGCGAUCUCUUGCAGCUCCUCAAUGGCACAACUGGACACCUCGUAUUUCACUUCCUCCGCUCAGAUUUCGCGGCGUCUUCGAUAUUCACCGGCAAGACUUCCCGGCGUAUCUGUGUCAUCUCCAGCGAGAUUUCCUCUUCUCCGCCGCCUCCGGACUUCCUGCCAGAGCUCCGCCUCUGUAUCUACUAUCUCAACCUCCGUUGAUGGAAAAGCAAAAGCAGAGCUGAAGGAUUUUCUGCACAUUAGUGAUUUUGACAAAGACACUAUUAUGAACAUCCUUGGUCGUGCCGCUGAGGUCAAGGCACUGCUAAAGUCAGGGGAGCGGACGUAUCUUCCAUUUAAAGGGAAAACAAUGGCAAUGAUCUUCGCAAAGCCAUCCAUGAGAACUCGGGUUUCAUUUGAGACAGGGUUCUUUCUACUAGGUGGCCAUGCCAUAUACUUGGGACCAGAUGAUAUACAAAUGGGGAAGCGAGAGGAAACCCGUGAUGUUGCACGUGUGCUCUCUGGCUAUAAUGAUAUCAUUAUGGCUCGUGUGUUUGCUCAUCAGGAUAUCCUUGGUCUGGCUAAAUAUGCUACUGUCCCUGUGAUCAAUGGCCUAACAGACUACAAUCAUCCUUGCCAAAUUAUGGCCGAUGCACUCACCAUAAUUGAACAUAUUGGACACUUGGAAGGGACCAAGGUUGUCUAUGUUGGAGAUGGAAACAACAUUGUGCAUUCCUGGCUCCUGUUGGCAUCUGUAAUUCCUUUCCAUUUUAUCUGUGCCUGCCCCAAAGGCUUUGAACCUGACAAGAAGACAGUUGAGAAGGCCCGAAGCACUGGUAUUAGCAAGAUUGAGAUAACCAAUGAUGCAAAGGAAGCUGUUAGGGGAGCAGAUGUUGUAUACUCAGAUGUGUGGGCCAGCAUGGGACAAAAGGAGGAGGCUGCAUAUCGCCGACAUGUCUUCCAGGGAUUUCAGGUGGAUGAAGCCCUUAUGAAACUGGCAGGGGACAAGGCUUAUUUCAUGCAUUGCCUACCGGCAGAAAGAGGGGUGGAGGUAACUGAUGGAGUGAUUGAAGGUCCCAAGUCUAUUGUGUUUCCACAGGCCGAGAACCGUAUGCAUGCUCAGAAUGCCAUAAUGCUUCAUUCGCUCGGUUUUUGAUAAAUGAGGCCAAGCUAUAGGAU
This is a messenger RNA of Telopea speciosissima, 1225 nucleotides long. RefSeq names its product ornithine transcarbamylase, chloroplastic. Gene Ontology annotation, biological process: L-citrulline biosynthetic process. Gene Ontology annotation, cellular component: intracellular membrane-bounded organelle. Bases 60 to 1202 code for a protein of 380 amino acids. Gene Ontology annotation, molecular function: ornithine carbamoyltransferase activity; amino acid binding. The transcript has 5 exons. The record is from RefSeq and is a predicted model, not a curated record. NCBI's taxonomy places the organism in Eukaryota, Viridiplantae, Streptophyta, Magnoliopsida, Proteales, Proteaceae.